Messenger RNA from Alternaria alternata, 1179 nucleotides. RefSeq lists its product as hypothetical. Bases 64 to 1131 code for a protein of 355 amino acids. The transcript has 2 exons. The record is from RefSeq and is a predicted model, not a curated record. NCBI's taxonomy places the organism in Eukaryota, Fungi, Ascomycota, Dothideomycetes, Pleosporales, Pleosporaceae.
CAUUGACAUAGCGAUGCUUCUUGAACAGCAUACUCAUCUUGAGAGACACCAGAUUUCUGAAAGAUGUUCUCCACCAUGGGGUUUCCGUCGAAAGAUGAAGACAAUCAAGGAUGGAAGCUUUACUUGACUUCUCUAAUCAUGAUCCUUGCCGCUGGACUUAUCGUUAUUGCCAGGGUCGUGAUACGACUCCAGAUCGGUGUGAAGUUACAACUUGACGAUUAUACAAUUAUAGCGUCCUUGGUGAGUCGAGCACACGAAUGCACACAAGUGAUUUCGGUUGACAUGCCUCAGAUGUUCUCCAUUUUAUUGUCCAUCACCAUCCAGUUGUCCGUAGCCCAUGGCUAUGGACAGCAUAAGGUUGACCUUUCGACCGAAGAACUGCAUACAUGCCUCAAGUUCUUCUGGGUUGCGCAGACGCCCUAUAAGAUCGUGGUGUGUUUGAAUAAAGUAUCCGCUAUAUUAUUGUACAUGCGUAUCUUCAUCUCGCGUCACUUUCGAUGGCUGUGCUGUGGCGCGCUCGCAAUUGUUGUUGGCUCAGGGAUCGCGACGGUUUUCGCGACCAUUUUCCAGUGUGUGCCACUACAGCGGUCUUGGGAUAAAAAUGUCGAGGGAACUUGCAUCGAUAGCUCGAAAUUCUGGCUGGCCAAUGCGGUGCUGAAUAUCUUCACAGAUGUGAUCGUAUUGGCACUGCCUAUCCGCGAGGUCUCCAAGCUCCAGCUGAAACUUCAAGAAAAGAUUAUGCUGCACAGUGUAUUCUUGUUAGGUAGUUUUGUCACAAUAACAUCUAUCCUACGCGUCACGGCUGUAGCCAAUAGCGUACGCAACCAACAAGACCUGACAUGGAAUUUCAUCGAGCGAGGCAUCUGGACCAUGAUCGAAGCGAACUUGGGCAUUAUCUGCGCAUGUCUACUCGUGUUAAAACAAGUGGUGAAGCGCUGUUUCCUGUCCGUGUUGGGAACGAUUCCGAAUGUCAAAUACGGUUAUGGACCUGGAACCAGCGGCACUGUAGGGCCUGCCAUUGGAAUCUCUAAGCGAGAGACACAGAAACACUUUAGGCUCGACGAUGUGGUGGACGACGAGCACACGUGUGGGCGCGAGAUGAACGAUAUCUAUACGUGGAAGUCGCAGUGAUGUAUCUAUUUCCCGGUCAUUAAUCUAGCUAUUCCGUCCAUGCAGGCC